Molecule: messenger RNA, 2037 nt
Organism: Penaeus vannamei (Pacific white shrimp)
Lineage: Eukaryota; Metazoa; Arthropoda; Malacostraca; Decapoda; Penaeidae
Source: RefSeq, a predicted model, not a curated record
CGGGGUGAUGGUUGCUGUACAUCGUCGAGUGAAUCUGUCUGUCGCCCAUCGUGGGCCAUGUCCUCCACGCCGACCACGGACUCGAGCAGCGGCGCCUCCGCCAAGGCCUCUUCUGCUGGGAAUGAGACGGUCAGCAGCGCGGCCUCACCAGCAGUGUCGCCGAUGGAGCAGUCAGCUAACAGCACUGACGUCGAACCCAGUGAUAUAAGCCUUAAUUCAGACAAGAUGAUGCUGACGGGGGCGCAGAAGGGCUUGGUGCUCGGGGCCUUCUUCUACGGAUAUUUCAUCACUAAUAUCCCCGGCGGGCGGCUGGCGGAGAUGUACGGCACGAAGCGGGUGUUCGGGGGCGCCAUCCUUGUGGGCGGCCUGCUGGACCUCCUCACGCCCGUCGCCGCCCGUAUCCACUUCGGCGUCCUCAUCGGCCUUCGGACACUCAUAGGACUCUCGCAUGGUAUGGUGUACCCCGCCCUCAACGUAAUGGUAGCAAAGUGGAUCCCUCCUCUUGAGCGCCCGAGGUUCAUAUCCUUCACAUACAUGGCCAACUGCCUGGGGACCAUCGUAGCUCUUCCGAUGUGCGGGCUGAUCAUCGCCGAAGUGGGCUGGCCGACGGUGUUCUACGUGAGCGGCUCGAUGUCCCUGGUGUGGGUCGUGUUCUGGAUGACCCUGAUGCAUGACACGCCCGAAGAACACCCGAGGAUAUCGCCGGAGGAGCGCCAGUAUAUAGUCGAUGCUGUGAAGGCGGGGACGAACGCACGCAAUAAGCCCAAGAAAACACCUUGGAAGAGCUUUAUGCUGAGUGUGCCACUGUGGGCAACCAACCUGGCUCAUGUGGGUAGUAUGUUUGGCUUCAACCUGCUCUUGACGCAACUGCCUACAUACAUGAGUUCGGUUCUCGGGUUCUCUAUCAGGAGUAACGGCUUCCUCUCGUCGCUUCCCUUCCUGACGCAGUUCCUCGCCAGCGUGUCCUGCGGCGUCCUCGGCGACUGGCUCCUCACGCGCGAAUACAUCACCGUGUCUACUUCUCGAAAGAUGUUUGCCUUCGUGUCCCACAUCAUGACAGCCAUCGUGCUAGUGACAGUCGGCUACGUGGGAUGCAACGCCGCGCUCGCCGUUGCACUUUUCCCUGUCGCGACCGCUUUCUCAGGUGCUUACUGUUCAGGUCAUAUGCCCAACCACCUUGACCUCUCCCCGAACUUCGCAGGAACUAUUCUGGGAGUCGGCAACAGUCUCGCAUUCAUGGUAUCUAUGUGUGUGCCCGUUAUAGUUGGUGCCAUGACACCUGAUCAGAGCCUUCAACAGUGGCAGUCCGUUUUCUGGGUGACAGCAGCUGUUUACGCGGCCACGUGGUUGAUCUUCGCUAAUUUUGCGUCAACAGAAAUCCAACCUUGGAAUUUUGCCGAAGACGACGAGAAAACCGAUAUGGAGUCACAGAAAUUCUUAGAAAACGAGAAGAAAGUCGAGAUCGUGAAAAAUGGAAGUGCCGAUACGAAGGAAGUCUCUUGAAUAAUGCAGUAGUGGAUAAUGUGAACAUGUGUAAUGGUUGGUACGUUAACAUCUUGAUAAGAUGUUUGUUUUCGUAGUCAUUAUAUGUUUAAAAAAAGUGCCUUAUUAUUUUAUUUUAUUUUUUGUUAGUGGGUCUUUUCAAAGAUGAUACAGCAAGCGUGGUAUGGUUUCAAAAUUAUCUCAUCUCCCAUACCCUGUUUUAGCAUGCAUUUGUCUGCCAAUUUAUCAGUCUGAUUGUGUUGUGUUAUUCGGUGCUCUCCUUUUGAAAAUAUACGGAUUCAAUUUUUCCUCAAGAUUGAUGUAACUAUGUAUUUCAAAUAUUCACUGUAGUAAUAUUUUAAUGGAAAGGCGUCAUGCAUCAAUGCCUAGUCAGAAUCUCUACUGGAGCUUACAUAUUUUAACAUGGUUUCAUUAACAACUGACUUGGAAAGAAAAGCAAGGUCUUUCUGUAUCGUUCACUUUCUGUUUAUACUAUUAUAUAUAAAGAUAGAAUGUAAUAUUUUCAUAUUUGUCUAUAAUAAAAUGUUAGUGUAU